This is a messenger RNA of Cylindrotheca closterium, 1938 nucleotides long. The record is from the annotation of a GenBank genome assembly. NCBI's taxonomy places the organism in Eukaryota, Bacillariophyta, Bacillariophyceae, Bacillariales, Bacillariaceae.
AUGAAGGUCAAGAGUAAACUCAAGAAGAGCAAGAAGAAGGAAGCCAAGGAUAAUGAGAAAGCUCCAACUGACGACGAUGGUGAUGUCGUAUUAGAGCGUCGUCGUACUUCAACAUUCCAGUCGUUGAGAGAAAAGGUUGGAGGCAACAAGAGGAAGAAACCGAAAAAGUCAAAGAAGAAAGUUCAACCUUUGACAGAGAUUCUGGACGAUUCCAAAAGGGAGUCAGACAACAACAUUUUACGACAGUAUCUUGGGGUCGACAAUUAUGGUAUGUGUUUGUCACAUCCAGGUGAGCCCGUCAUUCGGAAGACAGAAUCUGGUGAGGAAAUCAGCACUUGCCAAUGCUGCGCAUCGUAUGAUGAUGGAUACAGAAGAGUUGUCCAGCAGCGCAUUCUACAGCGACGGAACUGGGAUAUCACUUCCCUUCCUUUGAACCGAUGUCCUUUCUUUUCGAAAUACUUUGCCAUGAUGGAUUUAAAUGUACCAAUGGAAGACGUCCAGAAUAGUUGCUUUAUCGAUCGACAUCACCCGCUAGUAUUGGAAUUGGAUCCAGAAGAAUGCAUAGCACGACAGGGUGUACCAACACUGCAAGCAACUGUCGAACAAGCGAAUGAGUACUUUAUGUAUACCCCACUGAUUGAGAAUGAACAGCAAGUGGGGAGCAUCAUGAAACGCCGAGAGAUAUCAGAGAGUGUAACAAAGGCCAUUGACAAAUCAAUGAUGCAGUUCCGAGCUAAACAACGGUCCACCUUUCGCAAAGGAGUUACCAAGAUGAUAAGAGUCAAUCGGUUCCUUGGUGCUGCCAAACGAGAGGACGAUUUGAUUUUUGAUGACAGCACGAUAGAGGGACAGUACAACAACAGUCUCCGAAUGAAUCUUGGAAUGGACAAUUUUGGCAUGUGCUUGCGACACCCCAAUAUUCAAAUCUGUUCGAAGCGCUGCACCAAGAAACUGGCGCCAGUUCAAAUCUGUCGCAUCUGCAAGUCAGAGAGAUUGGCAGGAGGGAAAUAUGCACAACCUAAAGAAGUUGGAGCUAUUGUCAAUCAGAUCCAAAAGCUACAAAGAGACAAAAAAGCUUGGCAUCAGCGAACAAAUGUAUUGUACUACGGAAAAGACUAUGAUGCUAUUCACCCUUCCACACGCGAUGAAUCUUCGGAACGAAAGCCAAUUGCACCGAAAAAGCGGAAGAUGACCUCAGAAGAGUGGGAGCAAGGGAUCCGACAACGUGUGAAGCAAGUUCAAGCUUGGGACUCGAGCAAUUCAUUGCGAAACAAUCCAGUCUAUGCCAAAUACUUUCGACUUCUGGAAAUUGGGGUCCCAUUCGAAGCGGUCCAGCAAACCGCUAUACUAGAUGGAUUGAAUGCGGAUGUGCUUGAACUAGAUCCCGACGAUUGCCUUGAGAACCAAAAAGAGAAACUUAGUGCUGACGUCCUGGAAGAAGUUCGGGCAUUGAUACCCGACGACACUACUCUUGAAGACUUGGAAAAUACUGUUGAAGCUGUUGAUGAAGCCUUUGAUAAGCGACUGCUGACAACAAAGGUGGCUAAAGCCAAAGACAAAAGCAAGAAAUCGGCGGUGAAGGUGGAAAAGAAAGAGAAGAAAAAGGUUGCGAAAAAGGAGAAAAAGGAAAAGAAGAAGGCCGCGAAGAAGGAAAAGAAGGAAAUAAAAAAGAGGCGUAAGACCAUGUCAAAAGAGGCUAUUGAAGAUGCCAAUAGCCUCGAUCAAACCAGGGUAAAGAAUCUGGCUUUACCUGUAUUGAGCGAAGACCAAGCGGUCGGAAAGACUGCUAAGCAGACAGAGGAUCAGCAUCAAGCCAUAGCCAGACUGCAAGCUGAACUUGCAGAAAAAGACGCUAUUAUUGAAGCGUUACGACGGAAAGAACAGGAAGCAUCCAUCACCAAAUCCUAUGAUUCUAACGACGAAGAAAUAGAAUGUUAA